Molecule: messenger RNA, 2816 nt
Organism: Felis catus (domestic cat)
Lineage: Eukaryota; Metazoa; Chordata; Mammalia; Carnivora; Felidae
Gene: TMC8
Product: transmembrane channel like 8
Exons: 16
Coding region: 379-2550 (723 amino acids)
Cellular component (GO): plasma membrane
Molecular function (GO): mechanosensitive monoatomic ion channel activity
Source: RefSeq, a predicted model, not a curated record
AAAGCGGAGGAAACUGCCGAGGUGGGGGCGAGGAGUGGAGGGGGGAGGAGACGGCGGGAGAGAUGGGGUUCCUGUCAUGUGACCCCUCUCCCCUCGGCUCCCUCACAGUCCCGCCUGGCUUGGCGGGACCCGGUCGAAGGAGGGGGCUCCUCCGGAGAGGUGGUCCCUUGUCCCCAGGGAAACGGAGGCCUCUGGCUGUGUGUCGCUUUGAGAUGUGGAUGGGGACUGAGUCCAGACCUGCUCCGGCUGAGUUCUUUCUCUUCAUCUCUGGCCAUGCCAGGGCCACGACCCUGAAGCCCGCCCGACAGGCAGCCCCCAGCCCUUCUGGGAGGAGGGGCGGGGCGGCCCGGCGCCCCCAACCCCAACCCCACCGCGGAGAUGCUGCGGAGGCCGGCAGCGCGGUCCGGCCAGGACCCCGGGGAGCCAGCGCCUGAGCCAGGGGUGGAGGAGCUGGGGGAGCAAGAGAUCGGGCGGCUGUGGUCCUCCCAGGCACAAGUCCGGGGGCUGCCGUAUGCCAUGGUGGACAAGCGCUUCAUCCGGCAGCUGCGGGAGCCCCGGGGAGUGAAGACCUCUCGCUGGCAGCGAUGGCGGCGCAGGGGGCAGACAGCGGGCCGGCGCCUAGGGGAGGCAGCGCGGAGGCUGGUCCGGGGCUUCGGCCUCUGGGAAGACGCCCUCUACGAGAUCGGGGGCCUCUUUGGCACCGGAAUCCAGUCCUAUUUCACCUUCCUUCGCUUCCUGCUGCUGCUCAACUUGCUGACCGUGCUCCUGACCGCAGGCUUCGUGCUGCUGCCCCUGGUCUGGCUCCGCCCCCCUGACACAGGCCCCUCCCUUAACUUCACCCUCCAGUGCCCUGGUGGCCUCCAGCCCCAGACUGGUGUUCCCAGAUUCCACAAUCAACUUUGGAAUGUUUUAACCGGCAGGGCCUUCAACACCACCUACCUCUUCUAUGGCGCAUACCGGGCAGGCCCGGAGAGCAGCUCGGCCUACAGCAUCCGCCUGGCCUACCUCCUGAGCCCGCUGGCCUGCCUGUUCCUCUGCUUCUGUGGGACUCUGCGGCGGAUGGUAAAGGAGCUGCCACAGAGGCUGUUUCUGGGCCAAGACUACAGGUCACCUGUCAGUGUCAAAGUCUUCUCCUCCUGGGACUUCUGUAUCCGGGGACAGGAAGCAGCCACCAUCAAGAAGCACGAGAUCAGCAACGAGUUCAAGGUGGAGCUGGAGGAAGGGCGUCGAUUCCUACUGAUGCAGCAGCAGACCCGGACCCAGAGGGCCUGCCACCUGCUCACCUACCUGCGGGUCAAUGUCCUCAUCGGGCUCCUGGUGGUCGGGGCCAUCAGCGCCAUCUUCUGGGCCACCAAGUACUCACAGGACAACAAAGAGGAGUCUCUGUUCGUGCUGUUACAGUACCUGCCCCCGGGGGUCAUCGCCCUGGUCAACUUUGUGGGUCCCCUGCUCUUUGUUUUCCUCAUCCAGCUGGAGAACUACCCUCCCAACACUGAGGUCAACCUCACCCUUAUCUGGUGCGUGGUGCUGAAGCUGGCCAGCCUGGGAAUGUUCUCCUUCUCUCUGGGCCAGACUGUGCUGUGCCUUGGCAGAAACAAGACCAGCUGUGAGUCCUUCGGCUACAACGCCUGUGAUUACCAGUGCUGGGAGAACGCGGUCGGGGAAGAGCUGUACAAGCUGAGCAUCUUCAACUUCCUCCUCACGGUGGCCUUUGCCUUCUUUGUCAGCCUGCCUAGGAGGCUGCUGGUGGAGCGGUUCUCAGGCUCUUUCUGGGUCUGGCUGGACCGGGAAGAGUUCCUGGUGCCCAAGAAUGUGCUGGACAUUGUGGCCGGCCAGACGAUCACCUGGAUGGGCCUCUUCUACUGUCCCCUGCUGCCUCUGCUCAACAGUGUCUUCAUCUUCCUCACCUUCUACAUCAAGAAGUACACCCUGAUGAGGAACUCCAAGGCCUCUCCCCGAAGAUUCCGCGCCUCCAGCUCCACCUUCUUCUUCCAGCUGGUGCUCAUCCUGGGCCUGCUCCUGGCCGUCGUGCCUCUGGGCUAUGUGGUCAGCAGCAUCCACUCCUCCUGGGACUGCGGCCUCUUCGCCAACUACGCGGCCCCCUGGCAGGUGGUGCCAGAGCUGAUGGCCCUCCGGCUCCCGCCCUCCGGCCAGCGCACCCUCCGCUACCUGGGCUCCCACGCCUUCAGCUUCCCCGCCCUCAUCCUGCUCAGCCUUGUCCUGACCGUCUGCGUCUCCCAGUCCCAGGCCAAUGCGAGGGCCAUCCAGCGGAUCCGGAAGCAACUGGUGUGGCAAGUCCAGGAAAAGUGGCACCUAGUGGAGGACCUGUCGCGGCUGCUGCCGGAACCGGGCUCCGGCGACUCUGUGGGGCCCGAGGCCCUUCACUCCCGAGCUUCGCGCCCGCGCUCCUUCUGCCCUGGAUUCCCGUGCCCCGGCUCCCCGGGCCCCAGGACCCCCAGGCCCGGACCUGGCCUCGAGGAUCCCGCUGGGCUCUUCGGUGACCCGGGCCCCGCGCGUAGAUUCCGCCUUCCCAGCGGCUCAGAGAUGUAGCAUCGACCCCUGCCUCGGGCCCGGAGCCUCCCCGGGGCUCGACCCACCUCCCCCACCAGAGUCCCCCUGGCCCCAAGCUCCUGCCCCCUCCCCGUGCCGGACAACACUGCCCCUCUCAGUGGGCCCUCCAGCAGGACGCAGGAGAGCCCCCGGGCAGCAGGAAGAAAAUAUGGUGACUUGUAUUUCUAUUUUUAGCCCGGUCCUGUAAAGUUUCUAUUUUUGUUGGAUGGUUUAUAACGUACAUAAUACAUUAGCAUAGUAAACCA